AUGUCCUCAGAGCCUUUCCAGAACAAGUCGCCAAUCAAGAUCAGGCUGCCUCAGCCUUAUCUCGAGACCUACUAUCUCGAGCGCACCGCUGAGAACAAGCAGUCGUAUCGUCUGCGCAAGGACGACUCCGUCACAGAGGGCAAGCCUUUCCCCAAGGCUCUGCACGGCGAUGGCUUGGUGUUUUCCAAGGUUCCCUCGGCGGAAUCUGAUAACAUCCCCGAUUCUGAUAACCGCGAGUAUGCCCGCGCGCGACGAAGUCCUGUUUGGACUCUCAGCUGGGACAAGCAGACGCCCACGCUUGCGCAGACCUGGAUGUUCUUGUAUACAUUCUUCACAUACCACUUGGAUGUAGAGCAGUUCCGUCUCCGUCUAGAGGGUGCUGGCGCAGAGGACCUAGCUAAGGCUUUGGCCCUUUCCAUGGUGGCUAUCAACAUGCCUCAGCCUCCCAAGGGUGUCCAGCCUGCGCCCAGCACUGGUGUCGAGGUGCUCGUUCUUCGAAGCGCUUUCUGGCAAGGAUGCGCUUCUCCGCUGGGCCAGCAGCCCAUCUGGCUCCCUACCUGGAACUCGGCCAACGUGGUGCCUCAUCUUGACUACGUGAUGACGCCCACUUCCGAGUCCACUCUGCUGCGUCACCCACGCCGAACACCCAAGCCAGCUGGUGGCGAUUGCAUCUACAGUCGCUACAUCCCUUCCCUGGACGAGCACUUCAACCUCGUCGCUCUGGACUACGAGAACCCCGAGCAUCUGGGUCUGUUCAACAAGUGGCAGAACGACCCCCGUGUCGCAGCGGGCUGGAUGGAGACGGGCACUCUCGAAGAGCACCGCACCUAUCUGAAGAACAUCCACGAGGACCCUCACCAGUUCGCCGUGCUGGGCUUCUUCAACGACACACCCUUUGCCUACUUCGAGCUCUACUGGGCCAAGGAGGACAAGAUGGGACAGCACUACGCCUCGCUGGACUUUGACCGCGGCAGGCACUCGCUCGUUGGAAACGACACGUUCCGCGGGCAGUACCGCGUCAUGGCCUGGUGGCCCAGCGUGAUGCACUACGAGUUCCUCGACGACCACCGCACCGAGAACGUGGUCGGCGAGCCUCGCCUGUCGAGCGAGAAUGUGCUCAAGUACGAGAUGAUCUUCGGUCUGCACCAGGAUAAGUGGAUGGAUCUGCCUCACAAGCGAUCCAACCUUGUCAAGAUCUCCCGCGAGCGCUUCUUCCAGAUCUGUCCCUUCAAUCAGGGCAAGCCUCGUGUGGCAGGUACGACAUUUGGCUUCGAGCCCAAGUUGUAA
Messenger RNA from Fusarium sp. VM40, 1287 nucleotides. The record is from the annotation of a GenBank genome assembly. Lineage: Eukaryota; Fungi; Ascomycota; Sordariomycetes; Hypocreales; Nectriaceae.